AUGUCGAGUUCCAUCGGCAAAUUCUUUGCCCUGGAUAAAGUUGUUACGUUCUUUAACAUUAUUAAGCAAAAUGGAGGCAUUCGUGGGUCCUUGUGGAAGCUUUACAGGCAAGAUGAGCUGAAAGAUGGCACUCUUGUAGGUGAAGAUAAAUUUGGCAAUAAAUACUAUGAGAACCCUCGCUACUUCUACAGUAGAAAUCGUUGGGUGGAAUAUGCUGACAAUUUUCACAUGAACUAUGAUGGUAGUCAGGUCCCCGCUGAGUGGUUUGGAUGGCUGCAUUACAAAACUGAUCUUCCUCCUCAUCAGGAUCCCAGCAGACCUAAAUACAAAUGGAUGGCAGAAUUUACAGAAAAUAUGUCCGGGACAACUGGGCAGUACGUCCCAUACAGUACCACCACACCUAAAGUUGAAGCAUGGAUGCCAAAACCUAAAAGCAGUGCU
Brenthis ino (lesser marbled fritillary) is the source of this 441-nucleotide messenger RNA. The record is from the annotation of a GenBank genome assembly. Lineage: Eukaryota; Metazoa; Arthropoda; Insecta; Lepidoptera; Nymphalidae.